Alternaria ventricosa is the source of this 1320-nucleotide messenger RNA. RefSeq lists its product as uncharacterized. The record is from RefSeq and is a predicted model, not a curated record. Bases 1 to 1320 code for a protein of 439 amino acids. NCBI's taxonomy places the organism in Eukaryota, Fungi, Ascomycota, Dothideomycetes, Pleosporales, Pleosporaceae. Gene Ontology annotation, molecular function: transmembrane transporter activity. Gene Ontology annotation, biological process: transmembrane transport. Gene Ontology annotation, cellular component: fungal-type vacuole membrane. The transcript is spliced from 2 exons.
AUGGAUCCCGAAAGAGAGAGUUUGCUCUCAUACCACGAGACGCAGCGUGAAAGAACACAACAGCUGCUUUCGCACGAAAUCACAGCGAGUGCGCAAGCUAAUGAGGAUUACCCUGUUGAUCAUGGCAAGGUGGCGUGGAUGCAGGUUCUCGGUGGAUUCAUUCUGUUCGCGAACAGUUGGGGCUUACCAAAUGCAUUUGGGGUUUUCCAAACAUACUACGUCGACACCUUGAUGCCGGAGCAGGAUGCGUCGCGUAUUGCCUGGAUCGGAUCGAUACAGCUUUUCUUCACCACGAUUGGCUGCUUGCCUGGCGGUAUGCUGCUUGAUCGGGGAUAUCUCAAAAGUAUCAUCGCUGUUGGCACGGGCCUCGAGGUACUUGGUUUGAUCCUGACUUCCUUCUUCAAGAGCUAUUGGGCCAUCUUCUUCGCUCAGGGAGUGUGUAUGGGCAUUGGCAGCGGUUUGAUGGCGAUUGUGCCUGUCGCUGUGCUCGCCAUGUUCUUCGAGAAGAAGCGCAUGCUGGCUACCGGUCUUGCAUCGACUGGUGCUAGUGUUGCCGGUAUCGCUUACACUCUCUCCUUACGCUCUCUCUUCCUCAGCGUCGGGUUCGCGUGGGCUGUUCGCAUCUUUGCGCUCAUCAUAUUGGUGACUAACGCCGUCGCUUUUGUGGUGAUGCGCUUGCAGCUUCAGUACGGAUCCAAGGGUUCCAGCUUUGGGUUUCACCACUUCAAGGAUCUACCGUACACGAUCUUUGUCGUCGCCUUUACGCUGUUUGUCGCGUCCUCGUUCGUGCCGUUCUUCUUCAUCCAGGAGUACGCCAUCAAGCUCGGUGUGUCGAAGGAUAUGGCAUUCAACUUGUUGUCGAUCAUGAACGCGGCCAACAUCUUUGGGCGCUUUGUUCCAAACUUCAUCGCCGACAGGUACGGCGGUGUGAACACCCUACUUCCUCUCACCGUCGCAUGCAUCAUCACCCUCUGCAUGCUGCCCCUCGCGCAGGAAUUGUACGGUCUCAUCGCUAUCAGCAUCGUAUACGGCUUCCUUUCGGGCGGCGUCAUUAUCAUACCGGGUCCAGCUAUUACGGAACUCUCUCCCAACAAGGCCGCCAUCGGCGUGCGUCUCGGGUUGGCGUAUCUAGUCGCUGCUUUCGGUGGGCUGCUCGGCAACCCUGCCAUGGGCGCACUCAAGGGCGAGGGAAAUGGUGCGGUAGAGAACUUCAAGGGCGUCUGGUUCUGUGCCGCAGGCGUUAUGGGUGUGGGUGCCGUAGCGCUUGUUGCCACACGAUGGCUCAAGUUAGGUGGUGUGUGGGCUGCGGGAAGAGUAUGA